Molecule: messenger RNA, 1282 nt
Organism: Salvia hispanica
Lineage: Eukaryota; Viridiplantae; Streptophyta; Magnoliopsida; Lamiales; Lamiaceae
Product: transcription factor MYB52-like
Biological process (GO): regulation of DNA-templated transcription
Cellular component (GO): nucleus
Molecular function (GO): RNA polymerase II cis-regulatory region sequence-specific DNA binding; DNA-binding transcription factor activity, RNA polymerase II-specific
Source: RefSeq, a predicted model, not a curated record
CGGAAAACACUUGUUUAUCUAACCCCCUUUCCAUUACUUCUCUAUCUAUAUAUUCUCUUUUCAUUCCCAUUUAUCAUCUUUCCUGUUCAUCAAUCAUCAUCAUCUUUUCUCUCCACACAAACCCUACUUAUAUACAUGUUCUUCAUUUUCUUUCAAAACCCUCUUUUUUGAGUUUUGAUUGUUGAGUUUGCAAAGGAAGGGGAAGAGAAUAUUCAGUUAGGGCUUCAAAAAGAGUUUUUCUUCCUCGUGCGUGUGUGUAUAUAUCUGUUGUUUUUCGUCAUCAAAGAGAGAUGUGCAGUAGAGGCCAUUGGAGGCCGGCAGAGGACGAGAAGCUGCGGGAAUUAGUUGAAAGAUAUGGACCUCAUAAUUGGAACGCCAUAGCUGAGAAGCUCCAUGGUAGAUCAGGGAAGAGUUGUAGGCUGAGAUGGUUCAAUCAAUUGGAUCCAAGAAUCAACCGCAGCCCCUUCACGGAGGAGGAGGAGGAGCGCCUCCUCGCCUGCCACCGGAUUCACGGAAACCGGUGGGCCAUAAUAGCCCGGGUUUUCCCAGGGCGCACUGAUAACGCCGUGAAAAAUCACUGGCAUGUAAUCAUGGCUAGAAAAUGCAGGGAGAGAUCGAAAAUCUACGAGAAACGAGCUUUGAGAAACGAGCGAGAAUCGUUGUCUACAUCAAAGAUUGAUAAUGGCAACAUUUUAUCAAUUUGCAGAGGCAAAAAUUUGAGCUUUAGCCCUCUAAUGGAGAAUUUUCAAGAGAGAUAUAAUAUGCAGAUUGUAGGAUGGAAUCAGCCUCAAUUUUGUGACACGCCAAUUACUAGAAUGAAGAGUGAUGAAGAAAGAAGCAAAGGAGUGGAGUUUUACAACUUUCUCCAAAUCAAUACUGACUCAAAUAGAAGUGAGGUUAUAGACUAUGCAAGGAAAGAGAAGCAAGACAACGACAAUGACAAAGAAGAAGAAGAAGAAGUUGAUCAGAGAGAGGCUUCGUACCAACGAAACGAAGCCUCUUCUUCUCCACCAUUUAUUGAUUUCUUAUCGGUGGGAAACUCUUCUUGAUUCGUAGAGAGAAGCAGCUUAAGAACAUGAACUUUCUAUAUAAGGGUUUUAAUUAGGUGGAUCAUACUUUGCAAAAGUAGCCUAAUUUCAAUGAUCCAUAUAUCAAAAUAGAGUCUUUGAAUGUAUGUGUGCAUUAACAAAUUGAAGUGUUUUUAAUGCAUGUGAAUGAAAAAUCCAGUAUGUAAUUUGCAUGAUUUAUUGUGUUAAUGAGAAAGGCAAAGUAUACACAUGUA